Paramecium pentaurelia is the source of this 1022-nucleotide messenger RNA. NCBI's taxonomy places the organism in Eukaryota, Ciliophora, Oligohymenophorea, Peniculida, Parameciidae. The record is from the annotation of a GenBank genome assembly.
UGAUGCAACUCAACAAGCUCUUCUUUCCAAGCUCAAAACCAACAUACACCAAAGUAUCCAUAUCACUACUACCAAAUGUUGAACUACUCCAGAUUUAAUCAGGCAACUCAGAGUAGUGUUUUAGAUGCAGUAAUCACUUCUAAAUAAAGUCUCAGGUGUACCAUAAAAUCGUUAAGUUCCAGUUCUGUUAGUUAAACAUGAAAACUUCCUAGAUGACCUCAAUAAUAAAUACAUAAUGUUUUUCCAUUCUAACAGUGAAGACAUGUAAAAAUUAGUCAUUAAUCUAGAUAUAAUUGUUAUGAAUAUUUAUAUCCUAUCAUUUCUACAUUUAAUGUAAAUCUAAUAUUAGUCGAAUAUCCUAGUUAUGGAAUCUACCAAAAUUAAUCAGUAUCAUUUAUUUACAAACUAGGCUUCCGCAGAUAUCAUUUCUGAAGAUGCAAUAGCUGUCUAUUAAUAUUUCAUAAACAAAAGAAGAAUAAAGAAAGAAAACAUUAUUCUUAUGGGUAGAAGUAUGGGUUGUGGUCCUGCUUGUCUAUUAGCUUCAUAAUUUAAUCCUGCUGCUCUAAUUACUAUUAGUGGUUAUACUAGUCUUAAAGAAGUUGCUCAAAGUUUUAUUGGUAUUAUAAAUAUACUAUUUAGGAUCUGUAUUGGCUAAAUUGAUAGAUCAAAAAUUUGAUAAUUUAAAAAUUAUUUCAAAUGUCACAUGUCCCAUGUUAGUUAUACAUGGAUAAAAAGAUUAAUUUAUCACUUGUGAUCACUCUAAAAGAUUGAUCUCCUAAACUAAAUCCAAAAUUAAAUAAUAUCAUCUAUCUGAAAAUAUGGUAUUUAUUAUCUUACAUAUAUAUAAAUAGACACAUAAUGAUUUUAGUAUUCAAGAUGAUAUUAUUCAACCACUUAGAAAUUUAUUCGAAAAAAUUAAUUUCAUUUAAAUACCUUAAUAAUUACCAAAAGAUCAAAAUCCCCUCGGAAUUAUUGUUUUAAGAAAGUAACACUCCAAAAAAUAAACUAAUUUAAUUCUUUGA